UUUGGAGAAGCAGAGAGAGGAGAGCGAGGGCAGAGCCGGCACUCACUGAUCCUCCGGCUCCAGCAGGAUGAGAGCGGCGGAGCUCCUGCUGCUGUGUCUGCCAGCGCUCCUGGUGCAGGGCCAGUACAGCCGCUUCGAGGGCAUCACCUACCCCGAGCCAGUCCAGUACUCCCAGUAUGACCAGCAGGCUGAAAUUCAGGAUUAUUACGAUUACCACGAUGUCACCCCCCGAGUCCCCGAGGAGCAAUUCCGGUACCAAUCCCAGCAGCAAUCCCAGCAGGAAACCGUGCCAGCCCCGACCCCAGCCGCGGUGCCCGAGACGGAGCCCACGGAGCCGGGACCGCUCGACUGCCGGGAGGAGCAGUACCCCUGCACCCGGCUCUACUCGGUGCACAAGCCCUGCAAGCAGUGCCUGAACGAGAUCUGCUUCUACAGCCUCCGCCGGGUUUAUGUCAUCAACAAGGAGAUUUGCGUCCGCACCGUGUGCGCCCACGAGGAGCUGCUGAGAGCCGACCUGUGCCGGGACAAGUUCUCCAAGUGCGGGGUGAUGGCCACGAGCGGAUUGUGCCAGAGCGUGGGAGCCUCCUGCGCCCGCAGCUGCGGCGGCUGCUGAGCCCCGGCCCCGCUCCGGAGCUCCCGGGAAUCACCGAGCAGCUCCCCGAAAUCCCGGGAAUUCUCCCUCUCUCUCUCUCUCUCUCUCUGGGUUUUUU
Messenger RNA from Poecile atricapillus (Black-capped chickadee), 710 nucleotides. It is a transcript of the gene MFAP2, whose product is annotated as microfibril associated protein 2. The record is from RefSeq and is a predicted model, not a curated record. The transcript is spliced from 9 exons. The coding region runs from base 68 to 613 and encodes 181 amino acids. Gene Ontology annotation, biological process: embryonic eye morphogenesis. Gene Ontology annotation, cellular component: microfibril. NCBI's taxonomy places the organism in Eukaryota, Metazoa, Chordata, Aves, Passeriformes, Paridae.